CGAAUCAUUCCGUUUUAAGUUCACUUAUAGAUGGAGUAGUUCCCAUCACCUUGAAACGAACCCGAUCUAAAUGACGAUGGUCAACAAAGUAACUUUGCGUGCAUUGCAUUAUCCUCUAACGGAUAGCGAUAGGAGAUUAGGAGCUGUUGUAUCCAAGUUGAUCCUUGCCUACCUAAACAGCUGAAAUUCACACAGCACGGGUUGCCGACCCGCCCAUUGCUUUCAAAAAAUAGCAAAGGCGUGUCCGUGUACCAGACUGCCAGUGUGCCGCUCUACGAGGGAAUCCCCGAGCUGAGCAGGGAACGAAUCUGGCCCUCCAUUCUCCAGAUCCGACGGCUGACAACACCGCACGCGAACCGGACUAGUUGGGCUCGUCUUCCUCUUCCAUGGCGUGCUCGGUUGCUUGUUCCUCUCUCUGCAACUGCAAGCAAAGCCAUGGCCGCUGAUGGUGAUGGCGACGGUGAGCUAGUGCGGCGCGUUCGGUCGCCGUCUUCCCGUGGAAGAAUGGCGCCGACGCUGGCGUUCCUCCUCGUCCUCCUCCUGCUGCUCGCCGGCGGCGGCGGCGGCGGCGCGUUCUUGGCGGCGGCCGCGUCGACGGACACCGUUGUCCCGGGGAAGGGGAUGGCCGGGAACCAGACGCUCGUCUCCAAGAACGGGCGGUUCGAGCUCGGGUUCUUCACCCCGGGCUCCGGCAUCCACUACUUCCUCGGCGUCCGGCUGAGGAACAUGGCGGAGUACAGCCCCACGUUCUGGAUCGGGGACAGGGUCGGCGUCAUCGACCUCCCCGGCGUGUCGCUCGAGGUGUUCGGCGACAAGCUGUACAUCAAGGAGGACGGGGUCAGCCUCUGGUGGUCCAGCGUCGCUGGGAACGGCUCCUCCUCCUCCUCGGACGGCGGCGCCGUCGCCGUCCUCCUCGACACCGGCGACCUGGUGGUGAGGGACCAAGGGAACCCCUCCGGCGUCCUGUGGCGGAGCUUCGACUACCCCGGCGACUCGCUGCUCCCCGGCGGCAGGCUCGGGCUCGACGCGGCCACCGGGACGAACGUCUCCCUCACAUUCAAAGGCUUUUCCCACAAUGGCAGCCUCCAGGUCGACGCGAGCAGGAGGAACGGGUUCGUGCUCACCACCGAUGGCAUCGACAGCCGCGGCGCCUUCCCGGACUGGAUGGUGACCUCCCAAGACAACGGCAGCUCGCUGGUGCUCAACCACCCUGACGCCCCGAACUCCACCGAGUUCUUGCAGUUCAAUCUUGGGCUGAUCAGCCUGAUGCGGUGGUCGGAUUCCACCGCCGGCUGGGUGGCUCGCUGGACGUUCCCCUCCGACUGCAAGUCCGGCGCCUUCUUCUGCGGCGACUUCGGCGCCUGCACGGCCGGCGGCGGCGGCGGAUGCGAGUGCGUCGACGGGUUCACGCCGUCGUACCCGGACGAGUGGCGGCUCGGCUACUUCGUCACCGGCUGCUCGAGGUCUCUCCCGCUGAGCUGCGAGGCCAACGGUCAGACCGAGCACGACGACUCCUUCGCCAUUCUUGACAAUCUCCGAGGCCUCCCUUACAAUGCUCAGGAUGAACCAGUGACCACUGAUGAAGAUUGCAGAGCUGCUUGCCUGAACAAAUGCUACUGUGUUGCAUACUCGAAUGAAUCUGGAUGCAAGCUGUGGUACCACAACCUGUACAAUCUGAGCUCAGCUGAUAAACCUCCAUACAGCAAGAUCUAUGUCCGUUUGGGUUCCAAGCUCAAGAGCAACAGGGGGUUGGCCACAAGAUGGAUUGUGCUCUUGGUUGUUGGAUCAUUAGCUGUAACUUCGGUAAUGUUGGGACUGGUGCUUCUAUGCAGAUACAGGAGAGACUUGUUUGCAUCCAGUAAGUUUGAAGUAGAAGGCUCUCUUAUUGUCUACACUUAUGCACAGAUCAGGAAGGCUACGGGGAAUUUCUCUGAUAAACUUGGUGAGGGAGGUUUUGGAAGUGUUUUCAGGGGGACAUUGCCUGGAUCAACCACUGUUGUUGCUGUGAAGAAUCUGAAAGGUGUUGGGCAAGCAGAGAAGCAGUUCAGAACAGAAGUACAGACUGUUGGAAUGAUUCGACACACUAAUCUUGUCCGUCUCUUGGGAUUUUGCGUCAACGGGAAUAGAAGGUUGCUGGUUUAUGAGUAUAUGUCAAAUGGAUCCUUGGAUGCUCACAUCUUUUCAGAAAAAUCUAGUUUGCUGAGUUGGCAUGUCCGAUACCAAAUUGCACUUGGUAUUGCAAGGGGUCUAGCCUAUCUGCAUGAAGAAUGUGAGGACUGCAUCAUACAUUGUGAUAUUAAACCUGAAAACAUACUACUUGAUUAUGAAUUUUGCCCCAAAAUCUGUGAUUUUGGUAUGGCGAAGCUUCUUGGACGAGAAUUUAACUCUGCAUUGACCACCGUCCGAGGGACAAUGGGCUAUCUUGCACCAGAGUGGAUAUAUGGGCAACCUAUUACAAAAAAGGCAGAUGUUUAUAGCUUUGGCAUUGUGCUUUUUGAAAUAAUCUCAGGGAGAAGGUCUACGGAGACAGUGAAAUUUGGGAGCCAUCGCUAUUUUCCUACGUAUGCAGCGGUACAAAUGAAUGAAGGAGAUGUUUUGUGCUUACUAGAUAGCAGGCUGGAAGGAAAUGCUAACGUGAAGGAGCUUGACAUCACCUGUAGAGUGGCCUGUUGGUGCAUCCAGGAUGAAGAGAAUGACAGACCGUCGAUGGGGCAAGUCGUUCGCAUGUUGGAAGGCGUUGUCGAUAUGGAGAUGCCACCAAUUCCAGCUUCAUUUCAGAACCUCAUGGAGAGUGAAGACAGUGGUAUAUACUCUGAAGAAAGCUGGAAUUUCAGGACCCGAGAUCAGUUCUAGCUUCCCCUCCAGUUUCUCAGAAUGAUACUCUCGGUUUCUCCGUGGACCUGCUUGGUGUGAGCAGACUAAUCGGUUAGAAUUUAGGCAUGCACAAACUAGUUUUUCAGCAGUGAAUUUAGGCAGGUGUAAAGUAGUAUGUCAGUGGAAUGAUCAGUAGAGUCAGUGCAUUAAUCAGUAGAAACUAGACAUGCACAAACUGUAUGUUCUAGCUGUAAAUGCAAUAAAAAAGUUCAAAAUUUGCUGCCCUGCUAA
Messenger RNA from Oryza sativa Japonica Group (Japanese rice), 3105 nucleotides. Its product is annotated as G-type lectin S-receptor-like serine/threonine-protein kinase At2g19130. The record is from RefSeq and is a predicted model, not a curated record. Gene Ontology annotation, biological process: protein phosphorylation; recognition of pollen. Lineage: Eukaryota; Viridiplantae; Streptophyta; Magnoliopsida; Poales; Poaceae. Gene Ontology annotation, molecular function: protein serine/threonine kinase activity; ATP binding.